UUUGGUUUCUUUGAUGGAGUGGAAAGAAAAGCAUAGAGAAGAAGGACCAACAAAAUCUGCAGAAUACCAAGCAGUGGUACGUGCAGGCCCACACGUGCGUCCCCUCCAGCAAGCUCACGCUCAUCUCGUCGUCACCGGCUGCCACCGCAGCCGCGCCCUCAUCACCAAGCUCCUCACACUCUCCUGCGCCGCCGGCUCCAUCGCCUACACGCGCCGCCUCCUACGCGCCGCCAUCAACCCCGACUCCUUCCUCUUCAACUCCCUCCUCAAAGCCACCUCCGCCUCCGGCUUCUCUCUCGACACCAUCCUCUUCUACAGUCGCAUGCUCCACUCCCGCAUUGCACCUUCCUCUUACACUUUCACCUCCGUCUUCAAGGCCUGCGCUCACCUUUCCGCUCUCCGAGUUGGUACCGUUGUCCAUUCCCACGUUUUCGUUUCUGGGUAUGGCUCCAAUCCCUUUGUCCAAGCCGCAAUCGUCACGUUCUACGCGAAAUCUAGUGCGUUACCGGUUGCACGCAAGGUGUUCGAUGAAAUGCCUCAACGAAGUGUCGUUGCUUGGAACUCCAUGAUUUCGGGUUACGAGCAAAAUGGGCUUCCCAAUGAAGCGGUUGCGCUGUUUCGCGAGAUGUGUGAACUCGGGGUUCGUCCUGAUUCCGCGAGUUUUGUUUGUGUGUUAUCGGCUUGCUCUCAAUUGGGGUCUCUUGAUUUGGGGUGUUGGGUGCAUGACUGUGUUGUUAGCAGUGGGGUUCAUGUUAAUGUCGUUCUCGCUACCUCGUUGAUAAACAUGUUUUCGCGGUGUGGUGAUGUGAGCAGAGCGCGAGCGGUUUUUGAUUCGAUGAAUGAAGGGAAUGUUAUUGCGUGGACCGCUAUGAUAUCCGGGUAUGGUAUGCAUGGGCAUGGUGUUCAAGCAAUGGAGCUUUUUCAUGAUAUGAAAGCACGAGGGCUAGCUCCUAACAGGGUCACUUUUGUUGCUGUCUUAUCUGCAUGUGCUCAUGCAGGGCUAGUACAUGAAGGGCGCCAAGUGUUUGCAAGCAUGGGACAUGAGUAUGGUGUAGUUCCAGGAGUGGAGCACCAUGUUUGUAUGGUUGAUAUGCUUGGGAGGGCUGGGUUGCUCUGUGAAGCAUACCAAUUCAUCAAAGAACUUAGUCCUGAGGAGCUUGUUCCGGCGGUGUGGACCGCCAUGCUUGGGGCUUGCAAGAUGCAUAAGAAUUUCGAUCUCGGCGUGGAAGCUGCCGAGCAUCUCAUAUCUUUAGAGCCAGAGAAUCCUGGCCAUUAUGUGUUGCUUUCUAACAUGUAUGCAUUGUCAGGGAGGAUGGAUAAAGUAGAGUCAGUUAGAAAUGUAAUGAUCCAAAGAGGACUGAAAAAGCAAGUGGGUUAUAGCAUCAUUGAUGUCAACAACAACAGUUACCUUUUUAGCAUGGGUGAUAAGUCACACCCUGAGACCAAUGAGAUUUAUCAAUAUUUGGAUGAAUUGAUUUGGAGGUGCAAGGAAGCAGGUUAUGCACCUGUUCCCGAAUCGGCAAUGCACGAGUUGGAGGAAGAAGAAAGGGAGUAUGCCCUUAGAUAUCAUAGUGAGAAGCUGGCAGUGGCAUUUGGGUUGAUGAAAACUAGCCAUGGAGUGACUCUCAGGAUUGUCAAGAACCUUCGGAUGUGUGAGGACUGUCAUGCUGCAAUUAAGUUAAUCUCUGCUGUCACAAACAGAGAGAUAGUUAUUCGGGAUAAGCUUCGUUUCCAUCAUUUCCGAGAAGGCUCAUGUUCUUGUUUAGAUUAUUGGUGAUAGGAUUUAACUUGGGUGAAUUUGAUUGACUGGAGAUUAUUUUGAGAACAAUUCUGAAGAGAAUGAUGUUCUUUCAAUAUACAUCAGCAGAGUAUGUGAGAGGAAUGUUGUAAUAUGGCUUCCAAUACAAAGGUUGCAGGAAUUCGGAUAGUGAUUAACAUAUCAAUUUACCAAUAUUUUUCUCAUUGGUGCUGUUUCAAAUAGCUGAAGCCUGAAGGAGAUUUUGUAACAUGCUUUAUAUUUAUUCCCUGCAGUGAAGGGCUACUAAAGACUAUCUAUAGUGUAUGUAACAAGAGAUUCUUAUAUCAAUCCAUGUCAUAUGUAUAAAACGUAUCAUAGGUUCUGAAACCAAA
Lotus japonicus is the source of this 2130-nucleotide messenger RNA. RefSeq names its product pentatricopeptide repeat-containing protein At2g33760. The record is from RefSeq and is a predicted model, not a curated record. Bases 14 to 1777 code for a protein of 587 amino acids. NCBI's taxonomy places the organism in Eukaryota, Viridiplantae, Streptophyta, Magnoliopsida, Fabales, Fabaceae. The transcript is spliced from 2 exons. Gene Ontology annotation, molecular function: protein binding; RNA binding; zinc ion binding. Gene Ontology annotation, biological process: RNA modification.